GCUGGCUCCGUGCCUUACAUCUCCGGCGUCACGCUGGGGUACCAGUCCUCUGAGCGGCUGGCGGCCCUGGAGGAGCUGUGCGCGUGGUCCGGCGGCCUGGCUUUCAACAUCGCGGAGCCGGCGGCGCUGCAGUCCGCCGCCGACGGCCUCGGCGCCCUCCUCGGCGAGGGCGGCGCCAGCAGCACGUGGUUUUCCCUGAUGGGGGCGCAGUCCGCCCUCAUCGAGACCUUCCAGUCUGCAGGGAUCCGUGCUCUCGAGCUGCUGGCGCUGCGCCAAUCCCUGAUCUCGGCGGUGCCCCAGUGCCCCGCGGUCUCGCUGGCGUGCCCGCCCGCGAACGUCUCUUGCCCCGUCCAGGUCUGCCCAGCGCUGGCCCGCCCGACCCCAGCGUGUCCCGUGCCGCUGGUGGAUCUCUCCUGCCCGCCUGCAGGAGCGGAGCUCGUCCCUGACGGGCUCGACAUCCCCUCGGCCUGCUGGGGAUACCUGGCAGGUGACUACGUGCUCUUCCAGUAUGACCUGCCUGGAGCGCCGGUGUAUCAUGAGAGGCUCGUGACAGGGGUCUCGAUCGGGGAUCCAGGUCUUGUCAGCACGUUCUCGCCAGAUGGGGACCACUACGCCGAGUACACGACGUCCGACGACCUCAGAGAUGCGCGGUGGUCGGGAGCGCAGGGCGCCACCCCCCCUGGGGCCAACCCCGCCCACGUCUACCGCUUCCGCCAGGUGCCAACGGCGGCCGAGGUCCAGCAGCUGAUCCGCGUGGGCUCGCUCCUGAUCGGGGGGGUGGCGCCGCCUGCUGCCGCUGUUCCUGCCGCCGCAGCGGCGCCCGUGGCGGCUCCCCCCGCGGCGGCCGCACCGCAGGGGGCCAUCGUGCCUCGAGGCGCUGGCGUGGUGGGAGGGGUCCCCCGCGCUGGGGCCGCGGCCGCCCCCGCAGUGGCUGGCACAGUUUGGCUGGCUAUUGAGGACUUCCAGGGGAUGCGGCGCGGCGAGCAGAUGCCUGAUCCUCUCCCUCAGGGUGCCGUCGUACACGGGGAGCUGGCGCUGGUGCCUCAUGGAGGGGGCUUCGUCGGAGCGCGCCAGGUGGCCCUAGCCGACGUGGAUGCCUUCGUCGUGGACGACCUGCGCGUGCUGCCUGUGCGUUUCAACCAGCAGGGGGCGCGCCGUCGCCCUUACAGCGAGGCCGUGGACAUGCAGAUCGUGGAUGAGCCUGAGGGAGGCAUCAUGCUGCAGGGCCCUCGCACUACGGAUUGGGUGCUGAGGUCGUAUCGGGAUGCCGGGCUCACGCCAGUCACUCACCACUCGAACUGGCUGAGGCGAAGGCUGGCACAUAGGCGGCAGACGGAGCAGUGUGCCAAUGAUGCCAUUGCGGGCCUCAACGCUCUCCAUCCUCCGUGCGAGCAGCGUGGGCCCAUCACGGCGGCUCAGCGGCUUGCUACCGCCACCAUUUUGAACGAGGUCAGAAUGGCCCCGAAGUCUGACACUCACGUUUCUCGCCGUGGAGCCGCGAAGGAGCUCCUGGCCUCCAGCCUGUCCUACACCGCGGACGAGGCACCGAGUCCCGUGGUAAGGUACGUCAGAUCCCGAGUCGACAUCCCAGAAGUGGGUGCGGUCAUACCUCCUGUUGAGUCGGUGCUCGACGGGAUCGGGAGGAGCUACGUGCUGGACUACGAGCAAGCCAUGAUGAAGACUCCUGACGAGUGGUCCCGCGUCUUGGAUAGCGAGCCGCCCGUCACCCCCCACAUGGAUGAAGUUUUGAAGCGUGACCCAGUGGCAUACCACACUUUCAUCGGCGACCUGGUGAAGGCUAACAUGCUGGGUUUCACGUACCGCCCGAAGGAUUUAGUCACUCCCUUUUUCGUGGCCAAGAAGAGUGGAGCGCAGCGUCUAGUGUGGGACGCUAGAGUGCCAAAUCGACGUUUUCGCGACCCGCCGCCGCUGGCCAUGGGGACAUCGGCGGCGCACGGUCGCCUACAGCUACCUGAUGAUCGUAAGGAGGACGGCAGCUUCAACACCGAGCUUUUCUGCGCCCAGGCUGACGUGCGCAACUACUUCUACGCUCUCGGCCUGAGGGAGGAGCUGGGACUGUUCUUCUCGCUGCCUCUGGUGUCGCAGGCUUCGUUGUCGCAAUGGGGGGUUGAGGCAGUGGACACUCCCGAGGGCCCCUCGGGGGGCUGGGUUUGGCCGUUCCUGCGGGUCCUUCCGAUGGGCUGGUCUUGGGCUUUCUGGCUUGGGCAGCGUGCGAAUGCGCACGUCUGCUGCUCUGCCUCGGGGCUCGGGUUCCCGCGGGUGCUGACCGAUCACGGCCCGGUGCCCCCGCUCGACGGGGGGGUCCCUUGCCUCCUCCCCUAUUGCGAAAACAUCAACGUCAUCGGCACCGACCCUGUCAGAUGCAAUGUUUUGAUGCACCAGAUCUGCGACGCCUGGAGGAAGCAUGGCGUGCAGAUUCACGAGGUGGUCGAGGCCACUGACGUCUUCGCCAGCCUCGGCCGUCUGAUCGACGGCGCGUCUGGGCGAGUUUUCUCACGGCCCGAGCGCUCCGAGCGCCUCCGCCAAGCUUCACUGUGGCUAGAGCAGCGCCCUAGAGUCACGGGGAGGGAGGUGGAGAGGUACGUGGGUCAUCUCAUUGAUCAUCUGAUGCUGAAGAGGGAGCUGCUCUCGAUCCUCAGGAGUUUGUAUGAUUUCGUCAGAGAGUGCUAUCACGUGCGAGCCCGUCUCUGGCCCUCGGCUGCCCGCGAAGUCGAGCAGUGCCGUCGCCUGCUGCCGCUGAUGUCUGCCAACCUUCGGCUUCAGUGGUCGCCGACGGUCUUCGCUUACGACGCGUGCUUGACGGGUAUGGCCACGUGUCAGACAACACUGUCAUCAGAUCUUGCCAAGCGCAUCGGGUCAGUCAGCGAGAGAUGGAGAUAUCGCAUGCCUUCGGCUAUCUCGGCACGCCGUUCUGCUCUGGGAGUCCGUUCUGGAGGCUAUGAGGCCUCGGAGGGGCCGUUCGACGUCUUCAGCGACAUCGAGACCGUCAAGGCCCCCAAGAGCACCAGCAUGGACCUCAUCAAGGACCCCUGGGAGCUCAACCCGCAGUUCACAGAGGUGCCCGUACAGGCUCUGCAGGGCCCCCAGUGGAAGCAGGUGGUCUCGGCCAGGGUUCACGUCAAGGUGUCCCGCCUGCCCCGCGCGGUGUCCGUCAAGCGCCCAGCUGCCAGCCCCAAGAUCGUGCAGAAGAGCUUUUUGAAGGGCAGGCCGUUUGUUGGGGCGACGAAGGAGGAGAGGAUUGCUCACCGUCUGCGGGCCUCUGGGCCGUUCACGAUGGCGGGGGAGGACGAGAGGGGCUUCCUGGAGUGGAACGCGGUGGCGCCCGAGACCCAGGCAUACUACAAGGACGCCCUCGACGACUUCCAGACGUUCGUGGACCUUUUCGAGCUGCCGCUGCACACCGCGGCUCAGGUCGACCUGGCGCUGAUGAACUACGCCGACUACGCCUGGAGCAUCGGGCUCGAGAGAGCCGCCGUCCUGAAAACAUAUGCCGCGUACAUCUUGGCGCACCCCGACUUUUCCCGAAAGGGGUCGCUCCGCCUGCCGCGUUUCUGUCGGGCCCUCCAGGGUUGGAGGCGCCUGGACCCAGGCCAGACGCGCCCGCCCAUGCCCUGGCAAGUGGUCGCGCUGGUCGCGCUGGCGAUGGCCACGCAGCUGGGGUCCCCGCGCGCGGCGCUCAUGGUGGUGACGAUGUUCUGGGUGUACCUCAGGCCCUCCGAGGCCGUCGGCCUGCGCGAGCAGGACCUCUUCCUCCCCUCGGGCUCGUGCACGGACUACGGCUUCAACCUGCACCCCAGCGCGAGGGGCGAGUACAGCAAGACCAGCUUGUCGGACGAGAGCCUGCUCCUCGAUUCGGUCGAGGUGCCCUGGCUGGGCCCGCUGCUGGCGCGCGCGAGGUCGGGGGACCCGCAGGCGCCGCUGUUCCGUCUCACCGCCGCGCAGCUGGGCGUCAUGUGGCGUCAGGCGCUGGAGCUGGCCGAGGUGCCCACCAAGUGCGUGCCCUACCAGCUCCGCCACGGUGGCCCCUCGCACGAUCGCCUCAAGAGGUAUCGUUCCAUGGACGAGAUCAAGAGGCGCGGGCGGUGGGCCAGCGACUACACGAUGAAACGCUACGAGGCCCACGCGCUGGUGCAGCAGGAGCUGGCGGCACUCCCAGUCGACGUCUGCCGCAGGGCCGAGGCGGCGCCCGCGAAGCUGCACGCCGAGCUCGAGAGGCUCCUGGCGCGGCCCCAGAGGCCGUUCGUCGAGCUCAUGUGCGGCUCCGCCGCCUUGGCCAAGGCCGUCCACGCCGCCGGCUGGGCUUCGGAAGGCUGGGACUAUGCUGACGACCCGCGAGCCGACCUUCUUGAUGAGUCCCUCGUCGACAGUCUGGUUUUGAGGAUCUCACGGAAGGAAGUCGCGGGGGUGCAUGUCGGCCUGGACUGCAAAACGUGGAGCCGGGCAAGGAAGAAUGAUGGACAGGGUCCGCCGCCGCUCAGGGACGAUGCGAAUUUGCACGGCCUCCCUCUGCUGGCGGCGGCAGACGCUGAGAAGGUGAGGAUCGCCAAUCGUCUGCCCGCCAAUGUUCUGCGCCUGCUGGCGGCGGCCGUCGAGGCGGGAGUCCCCUUCUCUCGAGAACCCUCGCACGUCUCGCCUCUGGCUGAGCCAUGGCUCGCGACGCUCACGCCGAGUGGGCUUCUGUUGAUUAUUGCCAGUAUCAGGGCGUGCCCUUACCCCGCGGCGCUCUGCACAGAUCUAGCAGCGCUGGUGGUGGCCAAAGCCAAGACACUGGAUGGCAGUGGGUAG
This is a messenger RNA of Prorocentrum cordatum, 4806 nucleotides long. NCBI's taxonomy places the organism in Eukaryota, Dinophyceae, Prorocentrales, Prorocentraceae. The record is from the annotation of a GenBank genome assembly.